GGCCGUCGGCCAAGCGACGGGAAGACUCUCCUCGCGAAAUAGAGAAAAAAUACGACGAGGUCGGGCGGCCGAAGAAAAGGAGGGAACGUGGAAGUCACCCAUGCCGCGAUUACACUAACCACGUAUGUCCGGUGUCGAGCGAGUCGAAAUGGCGACGAUCUGCAUAAUCUUCGGGAUCCUCGCUAUCUUGGGCGUCGGACUUACGCAAGGACGGACCGUUCGACUAGAUGAAAUUAAUCCCGACAUUGUGGUGUCCGUGGGCGAGAAGCUCAAUCUACGUUGCCAAAACUUCAACUUCGAGACGACGUGGUAUAAAGACGACGAAGCGUUGCAUAAGUCGACCAGCAGGAUACGCGUAAACAAGCAGCUUUUGAAGUUCAAAUAUGUCGAGAUGGACGACACGGGCGUCUACAGCUGUAGAUUGGAGUCGAAUGAAACCAUCGACUGGAAGAACGUGAGCGUGCGCGUCGAGAACCUGCAGAACGACGGCUUCGAGAACGAAGGCGAGGACAGGAGCGGCGCGAUGAACGUGCUCAGACCGGAAGACGGGAGCAACGAUCUCGAGACCGAAACCAGAAACUUGCCGGAGACGCGGUCGUUGCAUAUGGACACCGAGAAAUUGGACGCGGACCUGGACGAGAAGAGCGAGCAGGAUGCGGAGGACGAGCACAAUCAGAAGGUCCCGGAAAGCCCGCCAUCGUUCAACAAGACCGACGAGAUGCACUUGACGGUGGUGAAGCCCGCCGGCAGCACGAUGCGAUUGAGAUGCCCGAGCGUGGGCAAUCCCAAACCGAACAUCACGUGGCUGAAGAACAACGAGGAACCAAGACGGGAUCUUGGCGUCGUGAUCCGUACCAAGUGGACCCUGAGGUUGGAGGAUCUCGUUACCAAGGACAGCGGCAAUUACACGUGCAUCGUGUGCAAUUAUCUGGGCUGCAUCAACUAUACCUUCAAAGUCGACAUUAUUGAGCGUUUCCCGCAUAAGCCGUACAUCAAUGAGGACUACCCGAAGAACGUGACUGCUCUGGUUAACAGUACCGCGACCUUCAGGUGCCCCAUUGUCUCCGAUCUCGAACCGUAUAUAGAAUGGUAUAAAGUCGCCGAAUAUCCCGGCGAUCAAGAGGACUCGCCCAAAGCCAAAGGGACUCUGAUCCAGGCUGGAAACAAGGGAGCAGAAAAUCCUGAAGAGCUGAAUCUGUACAACGUUACUGAAAAGGAUGAGGGAUGGUACACGUGUAUUGCCCAGAACACUUUAGGGGAAACAUUUGCUAACGCUUAUCUACGUGUAGUAGAUCACGAAACACUGGACGAGCAGAGAGUACCGCUAGCCGCGAAGCCGCAGAUCCUAGUGAACGUUCUAGCGGGCAUUCUAUGCAUAUUCUUUGCCGUGGGUGUCGUCGUAGUGAUAUACAUCUUCCAUCGACUGAAACGCGAGAAAAUGAAGAAGCUGCUCGCGAUAGAAACGGCGCGAGCAGCGGUCGUCACGCAAUGGACCAAGAAGGUGAUCGUGGAGAAGCAGAAAUUGGUGAACGCGCAGAACGCAGAAGGGGAGCUGCUGAUGCCGGUGGUGAAAAUCGAGAAACAAAAGUCCACCGUCAUCGCCGAGGACAACACCAGCGACAACGUGUCCGAGUACGAGCUGCCACUGGACAGCGCUUGGGAAUUGCCGAGGGAAUAUUUCACGUUUGGAAAUACCUUAGGCGAAGGAGCCUUCGGCAAGGUCGUCAGGGCUGAGACGAACACCGGUAAACCCGGAAUACCCAGCGUCGUAGCGGUAAAAAUGUUGAAAGAGGGUCACACGGACACCGAGAUGAUGGAUCUGGUUUCGGAGAUGGAGAUGAUGAAGAUGAUCGGCAAGCACGUGAACAUUAUCAAUUUGCUGGGUGCCUGUACUCAGAACGGUCCUCUAUACGUCGUAGUGGAGUUCGCUCCUCACGGCAAUCUACGAGACUUCCUCCGAGACCACAGACCCACCGCGGGAUACGAACCGGCUAUCGGACAAGAGCCGAAGGAACGAAGGACCCUCACGCAAAAGGAUCUGGUCUCGUUCGCGUACCAAGUGGCGCGUGGGAUGGAGUACCUGGCCAGUAGGAGGUGUAUACACAGAGACUUGGCGGCCAGGAAUGUCCUCGUCAGUGACGAAUACGUGCUGAAGAUCGCUGACUUCGGUCUCGCCAGGGACAUUCAUUGCCACGAUUACUACAGGAAGACAACGGACGGACGGUUGCCGGUGAAGUGGAUGGCCCCAGAGGCUCUGUUUCACCGUAUUUACACCACUCAGUCCGACGUAUGGUCGUACGGGAUUCUGUUGUGGGAGAUUAUGACGCUGGGCGGCACGCCUUAUCCGUCCGUGCCGUCGGUUGAGAAAUUAUUCCAGCUACUUCGAUCGGGCCAUCGAAUGGAGAAGCCGCCCUGCUGCUCGAUCGAAAUAUAUAUGCUCAUGAGAGACUGUUGGAGUUAUCAACCGGGCGAAAGGCCGAACUUUGAAGAACUGGUCAUCGAUCUCGACAGAAUAUUAACGAUAACGGCGAACGAGGAAUAUCUGGAUCUUGGCCUGCCCCAGUUGGACACGCCUCCGUCCAGUCAAGAGUCCAGCGAGACGGAAGAGGAAGGCGAGGAGAAAUUUCCAUAUCUGCUGUGAGUCGUGUACUCGUUGCGAGGAACGUCACUUAGAUCUCGCGUAGACGAUGAGGUACUCGAGAUAACUCCAGCCGACUCGCGAGUGUAAUAAACUAUCGGCAAGAGCGAGCGGAGUGAAAUACGAUAAAUAACAAAGAGAUGAGGAGUCUGAGCGUAAGAGAUCAUACGCGAAGGAUAACCGACUGAAACAAGCGAACACGCCAAAUAAAAUAAAUCAGUAUUGACCUGUGUAGCGCGUAGAAUUAAGAAGAGUGCGUUAUUCAUGAAGCGGUAGCGUAUGUCAGUGUUAUUUUGCGUAUCGACGAAACCUAACAACCCUGUGUCGCUAUUGUUUAUCGCGAAUUUUGACAUACGCCAGAUUUAGGAUCAACGCGAAGGAACGAGCGACAAGCGGAAACUGAAAGGACACUAUCUUUUGCGGCGUCCUUGAACACAAAAAGCGAAUUCGUAUAUCGCUUAUACAGACCUUAUACGUAGAUGUAAUAAUUGUGCCAUGAAUCAGUGCCUUGCAAAGGUAUCGAACGACAAACGAGGAGAUGUUAUCGUGACGGAGAUAUUCGCCCAUAUGCUGGAUCGCGUAGAUAAUACGAACGGAUAUCAGACGAGAGAACAUGAUAAUGUGUAACUAGUCAACUGUGGAAAUUGUAUGUUUUUCUGUAUUAUAGUAGCUGGUAGACUUAGCGUUUUUACGCGGCUAGCAUUAGCGGAUGGCGAUCGUAGAUUUUCUAUAGCGGGCAGCAAGUUUUGUAGUAGUGUUUUGUAAAAAAAAAAUGCAAAGACGGUUCAGACACGUAAAAGAUCGAAUCGUGAAAAGAAGCGAGCAUCGUUUCGAGAAGAAAGUCCAAAGUAUCGCUAUAAGUUUUGUAGCUGUAUUAGUAUCGAUUGCGAUACUAAUACAUAUAUGUGUAUAAACGGGAGGAGAAAGGCGCUUAGAGAUAGAUAAUUUAUUUCUCGUAUAUCAGUGUCCUUCAAGUAUAUAUAUACGCGUCUUCAGGAUCUUUCUUUUUUUACGUAAUCUUAAGUUACAUCGUUCGAGCGACCCUUUUUGUAAAAAGUGACAAAAUAACGGAUUUACGCAUUAGAGGGUAGUUUUAUAAUUCGUGACUUGUACAUAUGAGAGUUUAUUUAAUAAUUAUUUGUUAUCUGAAAGUAGAGUAAAGACAGGUAAAUUAGCAUUUACCUGUGGUACAUAGAUUUUAUGUAUAAACUGUGUAAAGGAAUCGUCAUCACAAUAUAAAUCUCAUCUCAAUUUUUAUCAAA
Messenger RNA from Temnothorax curvispinosus, 3900 nucleotides. Its product is annotated as fibroblast growth factor receptor homolog 1-like. The transcript is spliced from 11 exons. Lineage: Eukaryota; Metazoa; Arthropoda; Insecta; Hymenoptera; Formicidae. Gene Ontology annotation, biological process: fibroblast growth factor receptor signaling pathway; multicellular organism development; positive regulation of kinase activity. Gene Ontology annotation, molecular function: ATP binding; fibroblast growth factor receptor activity. Gene Ontology annotation, cellular component: membrane; signaling receptor complex. The record is from RefSeq and is a predicted model, not a curated record. The coding region runs from base 125 to 2641 and encodes 838 amino acids.